UUUCCUUUUGACGGCAACGCUUAUCAAGGUCUAGGAGAGUUCAAGACAGCCAUUAAGUACCAUCAACGUCAUCUAGAAAUUGCUAAAGAAGUGGGAGACAAGGCCGGAGAGGGAGCAAGUUAUGGCAGUCUCGGCAACGCUUAUCAAGGUCUAGGAGAGUUCAAAACAGCCAUCAAGUACCAUCUACGAUGUCUAGAAAUUGCUAAAGAAGUGGGAGACAAGGCCGGAGAGGGAGCAAGUUAUGGCAGUCUCGGCAACGCUUGUGACAGUCUAGGAGAGUUCAAAACAGCCAUCAAGUACCAUCAACGUCAUCUAGAAAUUGCUAAAGAAGUGGGAGACAAGGCCGGAGAGGGAGCAAGUUAUGGCAAUCUCGGCAACGCUUAUCAAGGUCUAGGCGAGUUCAAGACAGCCAUUAAGUACCAUCAACGUCAUCUAGAAAUUGCUAAAGAAGUGGGAGACAAGGCCGGAGAGGGAAGAAGUUAUGGCAGUCUCGCCAACGCUUAUCAAGGUCUAGGAGAGUUCAAAACAGCCAUCAAGUACCAUCUACGAUGUCUAGAAAUUGCUAAAGAAGUGGGAGACAAGGUCGGAGAGGGAGCAAGUUAUGGCAGUCUCGGCAACGCUUGUGACAGUCUAGGAGAGUUCAAAACAGCCAUCAAGUACCAUCAACGUCAUCUAGAAAUUGCUAAAGAAGUGGGAGACAAGGCCGGAGAGGGAAAAAGUUAUGGCAAUCUCGGCAACGUUUAUUGCAGUCUAAGAAAGUUCAAAACAGCCAUGGAGUACCAUCGACGUUAUCUAGAAAUUGCUAAAGAAGUGGGAGACAAGGCCGGAGAGGGAGCAAGUUAUGGCAGUCUCGGCAACGAUUAUCAAGGUCUACGACAGUUCAAAACAGCCAUCGAGUACCAUCGACGUCAUCUAGAAAUUGCUAAAGAAGUGGGAGACAAGGCCGGAGAGGGAAAAAGUUAUGGCAAUCUCGGCAACGCUCAUCGCAGUCUAGGAGAGUUCAAAACAGCCAUCAAGUACCAUCAACGUCAUCUAGAAAUUGCUAAAGAAGUGGGAGACAAGCCUGGAGUGGCGUGCUCACUCUAUUUCCUUGGAAACCAUUUUGAGUGCCAAGGAAAUCUUAUGAUGGCCUUUGACUAUUAUUACUCGAGUGUAGAAUUGUAUGAUGAUAUCAGGGCCAGUCUUCAACUCAACGAUCAGUGGAAGAUUACUUAUCGUAAUCUUUACCAAGUAGCAUACAAAGGUUUGUGGCGUAUAAAUCUCAAACGAGGUCAAGCUCUAAAGGCUCUUCUUGCCACAGAGAAAGGACGUGCUCAAGCUCUGAGAGAUCUCAUGGCCACAAAAUAUCAGCCUGGAGAUUCUUUAAUGCAAGGCGCAUCCCACAUUUCUCUGAGGUGCGUUACAUCUAGCACAGUUUUCAUAGCUAUUAAUGGACCAUGCGUUUACUUCUGGGUUUGCCUCAGUGAAGAUAACAUCCAGAUGAAAAAGGUACACGUCAACGAUUAUAAGUUUCAGGAUGAAUUGGAACGUUUCAUCCAGCUGCUGAACGAAACUACUCUGAAGGAGAUCCGUGAAAGAGAUACUGUUAAAAUCGAAAAUCUUCCUCCUGAUUCGUCUACAGAAGAGGAAAAGGCGAAUGAUGUGAUCCGAGUUGAUGUGAGGCACUCCCAGUCAAGUGCUUUAAAGAAGCUACAUGACAUUAUCGUUGCUCCUAUUGCUGACCUGAUCGAAGGCAACGAGAUAACAUUCGUUCCUGAGGGGUCAUUUUGCCUUGUACCUUAUGCAGCGUUGCUGGACUCCAAGUCAUCAUAUCUGAGUGAUUCUUUCAGAAUUCGUGUGCUUCCCUCUCUGACGACGUUGCAACUAAUCCAUGAUUGUCCAGCUGACUUUCACAUGAAGACUGGUGCAUUGCUUGUCGGCGACCCAUGUUUCAAACAUAUCAUCUAUCAGGGAAGACGUUUGGUACAACUUCCAGGAGCAAGGGAAGAAGUGGAAAUGAUCGGACGUAUCCUCAAUGUUCCCCCCCUCACUGGAGAAAUGGCAACAAAACAUGAAGUUUUAAAACGAAUAACAUCAGUGGCCUUAGUUCACAUAGCAGCACACGGUAAAAUGGAAACUGGAGAAGUUAUCCUGGCACCAAACACCACAAGAGAAAACCCUCAGCCGCAAGAGGAAGACUAUCUACUGACGAUGAAAGAUGUCAUAGAAGCUGGGUUGCGAGCACGUCUGGUUGUACUUAGCUGCUCUCACACUGCUCGUGGGGAAGUCAUGGCAGAGGGUGUGGUGGGCAUGGCGCGUGCACUUUUGGGUGCCGGUGCUAGAUCUGUUGUGGUAACCUUGUGGGAGAUUGGCGACGAGGGAACCCUGGAGUUCAUGAGUUUCUUCUACGAUGCACUUGCCAAAGGCAAGAAGGCAAGUGAAGCUCUCAAUCAGGCCAUGAAGUGUAUGAGAGAAAUUGAAAAGUUCAAGGAGGUAAUUUACUGGGCACCAUUUGUACUAAUUGGUGAUGAUGUCAACCUAGAUUUCAAGGAUAUUGAAGCCGAAACAAGU
This is a messenger RNA of Pocillopora meandrina, 2550 nucleotides long. Lineage: Eukaryota; Metazoa; Cnidaria; Anthozoa; Scleractinia; Pocilloporidae. The record is from the annotation of a GenBank genome assembly.